Ananas comosus (pineapple) is the source of this 468-nucleotide messenger RNA. RefSeq lists its product as uncharacterized. Lineage: Eukaryota; Viridiplantae; Streptophyta; Magnoliopsida; Poales; Bromeliaceae. Bases 1 to 468 code for a protein of 155 amino acids. The transcript is spliced from 2 exons. The record is from RefSeq and is a predicted model, not a curated record.
AUGGUGAAACCACGCGGGCGUGUGGUCGGGCUCCAGGGGUCGGCGCAGGGGAGGUGCGACGAGGAAGUAGAGCCUUCCGCCGGCUUGAAGCAGCGUCGGGUCGAGCAGCUUAGUCCGCUGUUUGUUGGACCGUUUGAGAUCCUGGAGUGUGUUGGUCUGGUGGCGUACAGAUUGGCUCUUCCUCCAAGUCUCGCCCGGAUGCACAACAUUUUUCACGUGUUCAUGCUUCGGAAGUAUUUCUCGGAUCCGUCCCACGUUAUCAGCCCGACGACUAUUCAGUUGCGGGAGGAUCUGAGCUAUGAUGAGGCUCCAUUGCAGAUAUUGGCAUGUGAGGUGAAGCAAUUGCGGAACAUAAGCAUUCCGUAUGUUAAGGUUCAGAGGAAUAAUCACGAGGAGCGCGAGGCUACAUGGGAGCUUGAGUCCUCUAUGCGGGAGCGAUAUCCGCAGUUGUUUGUGGGGGAUGCUUGA